Molecule: messenger RNA, 1845 nt
Organism: Pichia kudriavzevii
Lineage: Eukaryota; Fungi; Ascomycota; Pichiomycetes; Pichiales; Pichiaceae
Exons: 1
Coding region: 1-1845 (614 amino acids)
Biological process (GO): peptidyl-lysine monomethylation
Cellular component (GO): nucleus
Molecular function (GO): protein-lysine N-methyltransferase activity; protein binding
Source: RefSeq, a predicted model, not a curated record
AUGGAGGCUCAACUUUUUUGUCUAUCAAAAAGCCAAACACAAUUUUUUUUUUUAGUUGAAAUUUUUCACUUCUUUUUUCACCCGAAUUUGACUUUCUUUCAAAUAUAUACCCUUCUGGUUUCCUGUGAAGCAACCUUAAUCAUGUCCGACUUUGAUAAGGAAACUGAGAAUUUUGUUAAUUGGGUGCAAAAACAGUUUUCUAGCGUUUCUUCGAAAUUUGAAGUCGCCGACUUGAGGAAAUCUGGUGAAGGUCGUGGUUUGAUAGCUACAGACAACAUUAAAAAGGGUGAAAUACUAUUUGAACUUUCAAGAGACCAUAUCUUGAAUAUUGAUAAUGCAGCAUUAACGCAGCUGCGAUCUGAGAACAAGGCUGAGUUGUACGCUUUGAACCAAUGGCAAGCAUUGAUUGCCUGUGUUGCCUAUGAGUGGUUUCUCGGUGAGAAAUCCAAGUUUUACCACUACUUCAACGUCUUACCUCUUAACAGGGAGAAUUACUCCAGCCUUAUGUUUUGGAAUGACGAAGAGUUGCAACUUUUAAAACCAUCUGGUGUUUUGGGUAGAAUUGGUAAGGAUGCUGCUGAGCAAAUGUAUGCAAUCCUAAUUGGUAAUGUAAUACCAAAUAAAUUGAAACUGCCUCAAUUAGCAGAAUUUUUAACUUUAGAGAGGUUCCACAUUGUUGCAAGUUUAAUUAUGAGCUAUUCAUUUGAUGUAGAUCAUCCAGAAGAAAUUGAAACUGUAGAACAAGAGGACGCUGAAGAAGAGGAAGUAAACGAAAAAGAGAGUCAUGAAACAAUAAUCAUGGAUGACCAUCAUUGUGAGGACGCACAUCAUGAAAUAAAUCACCAUCAUACUGAAGAUGAAGAUGAUGAAUUAAGUGUUGAUGAAGACCUCGAUGAAGCAGUUGACCCGGUAUAUGAAGACACAUAUUUCAAGUCAAUGGUACCAUUGGCAGACACACUCAAUUCAAACACAUCACACUUCAAUGCAACCUUAAAGUACGAAAAAACAAAGCUUGUCAUGGUUGCAGACAAGGACAUUCCAAAAGGCGAACAAAUUUUUAACAUAUACGGUGAAUUACCCAAUUCCGAAAUAUUACGCAAGUAUGGAUACGUUGAACUACCUUCCUCAAAAUUUGAGUUUGCAGAACUUCUUCUUAGUUCUAUCAAAGUGUAUUUUGAAGGGCUUUUCUCAACGAAGAUUGAAUGUAUUAAGGAGCCACAGGCAAGUCACUUGAUUGAAUGUAUUAUUGAAACCAUCGCAGAAUCUGAGUAUCUCGACGAGGAAAUGAUGAGAGAAUCUGAUUCAACAAUCAUAUCGGAAAGAUAUGAGAUAUAUGCUAAUGGUGAGGUUUUGAUUGACGUUGUACUUCUACUUCAAAUUCUAACUUCAAUCUUGCAAGCCGGUCAAUCAGAUGAAAAAUGGUUUAAAAAGAUUACAAAAUCUAUCGAAAGGAAACCAUCACCUGAACUUUUAGCCUUGAUAAAUCGAACAAUUCUGAAAUCUUACCAGCUGAUAGAGAGAAACUCAUUUAUCACGAAAUCGGUAAAAGACUAUUUGGAAGAGCUAAUCAAGUUAAGGCUCUCAGAGUAUCCAACCCAUAUAAUUGACGGCACUUAUAACCUUCCCGAAAAAGCUGGAGCAUUUACUAAAAAGGAACUAGCAGAUGUUGUCCUUUUCAAUGAAGCGCAAUGUUUAAGAGAUGUGAUUGAUGGAAAAUUUCCACCGAAAAAUGAGGAUGGCAAUAACAGGUACAUUACAAUUGAUGAUGAUAAGUUUUUGAAGAACAUACUCAAAAGAAAGCUGGAACAAGAGAAAUCAAAGCCAGCCAAAAAGCACAAAAAGUAA